Molecule: messenger RNA, 1593 nt
Organism: Papaver somniferum (opium poppy)
Lineage: Eukaryota; Viridiplantae; Streptophyta; Magnoliopsida; Ranunculales; Papaveraceae
Exons: 2
Coding region: 616-1593 (325 amino acids)
Source: RefSeq, a predicted model, not a curated record
UGCAAAUCCCGAUUCAAGAAACUGCCACCGUUUUUUUCAGAGUUUAUUUAAUGCCACAACCGUUAGCACUAACGUCUUGGACCCACAUGAUUGGUCAAACUUUUUUGACUUUGUCCAGAUUACUUACACGUGUCUUAUGUGGACGGCUCAAGAUGUCGAGCAUGAGAUUAUUACACGUAGCACAGGCUAAAUGACUAUUUUAUCCUUCGUGGGAUUGAAAACAGUUUGCAACUUUGUAUCGUUUCAUUUUUUUUCUAGGGUUUGCUCGUUCUCUCUGUCCGCUCUGUUCUCUAGUGGAAGAAAUUAGGGUUUGGGUCAGUUUUCAGCGGGAUUUUGCUUAGGUUUAGUGUCUGAGUAAAGGGUUGGGGAGCGAUCGAGAUUCAGAAAAAGAAGGGGAAGGACAAGCAGCAGAUAUGGUAUGAUUGCAAACCCUAAUUUCGUUUUUCUGAGUUGAAUUAGGGGUUUUCUCUUAGGUUUUUGUUUCUCUUUCUUGUACUUUUUUUCUCUUGCUCUAUGUCCGCUCUGUUCUCUAGUGGAAGAAAUUAGGGUUUGGGUCAGUUUUCAGCGGGAUUUUGCUUAGGUUUAGUGUCUGAGUAAAGGGUUGGGGAGCUGAAGAUGAAGAAGAAUAAGGGGAAGCACAAGCAGCGGAUAUGUGACCAUACAUAUUAUCCAUAUAGAGAUAUCAGUGUGUUUGUUGUGAAUAGUAAACUUAAUUUGCUAUUCCCUCACAUGGAUAGAGAUAGAAUUGACCUUAAGGAAUUUGAGAAGAUGUUGCGUGUUAAGUUGCAUCUUGAUGAAACAGAAAUUCCAAAUUUAUAUUGGACCAUAGACCCAUGUCUGCCUGAGUAUUUGGUUACAAAUGAAGACUUGUUUAAGUUUUGGGAGCAUGCUGUACCUGAUGAUAAAGGGUUCAUAUGUUUACAAAUGAGUGUAAUGAAUUCAGAAUUUAGGAAUGACAAUGACUUCAUUAAGGAUGCAAUGGAACAACCAGUAGUAACAAUUGAUGAGACUCCUAAGAAGGCACCUAAGAGGAUUGCUAAGAAGCCAGUUUCAAAGGAAAAGUCAGUAAAGAUAUCACCUACAAGGAGAUCACCAAGGUUGCAUGCUCAAUCAAAGAAUGAAAACUCAAAUGGAGGAGCAUCUAGGAAGUUGUUGUUCAUGGAUCUGUUAAAUGAAGUGGAAUCUCAGGGUUUUUCUUGCCUAAGUCAAGCCACUGUUGUUGGUUCUAGCAGUACACCAGUUGAUAGCUUUAAUCAUGAUUACUGGGUUGAUGAAGUAAACAACACUGCUGCAGGGGAUAACACUGAUGCAGGGGAUAAGACUGAUGCAGGGGAUAAGGCUAAUGCAGGGGAUAAGACUGAUACAGGGGAUAAGACUGAUGCAGGGGAUAAGGCUAAUGCAGGGGAUAAGACUGAUACAGGGGAUAAGACUGAUGCAGGGGACAAUAGUGAUGGUGAUGAUGAGGACAAUGUGGUGCUAGAGAACACUACUGUAGAUGAAUGUCACCCCAUUGAAGACCCAAAUGCUCCACCAACUGUUACUACCUGGAGAGUUUAUAACCUUUUGGCUCAUUUUUAUGUGUUGAACUUCUGA